AUGGGUGAGAUGAGCAUGAAGACCUUCUUUGACUCACUAAACCUUUUGGAAACUAAAAGUUUAACUCUGACAAAGGAAGUCCUGAGAGAACGGAAGGAACUGGAAACUGCCCUCGCGGGGCUGCAGGCCCAAAUCAAAAUUGUGUGCGUGAAAGUGGAAGAACUGAGGAAGACGCAGGAAGUUCUGGAUCUGCACAAGAAAGACGUGGAGGCCAACAAAGAUUUUGAGUAUGAAAUAGAAGUGACAGAAUCUGUGAAGGAACCCACUGGGCUGUAUGUAACCAAUUGCAGGAAAUGUAACUUCACCUGCCACUUUCCUUGCUUGACACCAUGGAACCUUUUACUUCGCUUUUGUUCAGCUAUCAGUUUUUUCUCAGGAACAUGUAAUGUCUGUCCUGGACGUUGUUCAGUGAGCAAUCAUUUCAAAGCGCAAUACAGAUUACUACAUCAAGUUGUCAAAAAGACAAAGACCUUUGAAGAGUUGAAAAAAAAGUAUGAGAAAAGUAUGAAAAGCAAAGUGACCUCAGAAAAGCUGCUUGAACAUCUGAAGGCAGAGGAGAAAAUGGAAAAGGAAAUCUUAGCAGGGCUUAUUGUGAGAGCAUCCCAAAGCUACAAGCGCCUUCAGGAAAUUGCGCUGAAGUCCUCCCAUCGUUCCAGCUUGGACUACAUCAACCUCCUGAUCCAAGAAGAAGAGCGGGAAGCAAAACCAGGAUUCAAGGAAAGAGUCUUGAAACUGAAGAAUAUGAAGAGAGAGGCUGAGCUGGUGCAAAGGCUUGCCAGCACAGAUCUUAUGCCAGCCAAAGGAGAGCAUCUGCCGGAAGACAAGGAACAAAUGAAGGAAAUUACUGAUCAGUUCCUUAAAAAGCUAUGAAAGCAACAUGUUUCUGUGGGGCCUUUGGCUCUCUUGAUCUAUUGUUGUUCUUCUUGUUGUUGUUGUGCGCCUUCAAAUUGUUUCUGAACUUUGGCGACUCUAAGCAAACCAAUUGCGGGGUUUUCUUGGCAAGAUUGGCAGCCUUCCUCUAAGGCUUGAAAGGGUGUUGGGUUUUCUGCGGCUGAGGGGGAAUUUGAACCCUUGUCUCCAGAGUUGUAACCCAACACUCAAACUACUAUGCCCCACUGGCUCUGGCACUUAAGCUAUUCUUACUCUGUAUUUUAGAGGAUACUUUGGGAAGGGGGUAUGGCCAUGUGGUUGUUUUAGUUACUUAUAUCCUGCCCUUUUCCCAGUUUAGGACUCAAAGAGGCUUACAAAAAUUUACUGAAGAUGUUGGAAAUUAAACAUCUCUUUACUGUUACUUUAGUCAUCUAAUUGCUAAUCUAAAUAAUGAAGUUUUGCUCAGAUGAAACCACACACCUAAUUUAGAAUUUGAAGCCGUGGCUCAAAUAUCAUCAUGAGCUUAACACCUAGACCUAUUGAAUCAAUGGGAUUUAUAAAAAGGGUCGAUUUGAUUCAAAGAGUCUACUCUUGUUGGAACUCUAGUCUCUGGAUUUAGGCUCAUUUUGUGAGACUGGAGUUGUUGAAUUUACGUUUAAAUUUCAGUACCGUCUAAUUUUGUUUCUUGAUGCACUGCAUUUAAAAAACAAGCCAGCAUGGUGUUGUGGUUUGAGCAUUGGUCUAGGAGUCUAGGAGACAAGGGUUCCAAUCUUCUUUGCUCAGCUCUCUUCAGCAAGCCAUCCUCUCUCAGCCUCUGAGGAAGCCAAGGGCAAAACCCCAUCUGAACAAAUGUUCCCAGGAAAACCCUAUGAUAAGCUCACCUUACUAUUGCCAUAAAUCAGAAAUCACUUGAAGACACACAACAACAACAUCAAUGGAGAGAGAGUCCUUACCAGACAUGCCUUCACAUGUGGUAGGACCAAGAGAAAGGCCUCCCUUGAAGAACAAAGAGCUUAGCAGGCUGGCAGGAGAGAACUUGGCCUAUCAGAUAGCCAUAGAUAUAUGACAUUGUGGCGUCAGAGAACUGGGCAUUUCUACCAUUUCAGGAGCCAAUUUUUCUCAUACACAGCCAGAAAAUACAGAGGCUGAAGGAGGAGUGACUGCUCCCUUAAUGGCCUACAUUGAAUAAUAAUAAUAAUAAUAAUAAUAAUAAUAAUAAUAAUAAUAAUGUUUAUUUGUAUUUCCCACCUCUCCAAAGAUCAAAGCGAGAUUACAGCAAAAGAUAAUACAAAAUAGUACAGGUAAUACACAGUAUUAAUACUAUUACAGUCAAUAUAAAAUCUUAAUACAAUCAAUACAACACUAAUACUGAAUUGAGCAAUUCCUAUUAGCUCUCUAAAAUCAAUUUAUCAGUAGUCAGUGAAGAUAGUCAAAAGUGGAAAGUUGUUAUAAGAUUUCUAUGCAAUGUCUGAUGGAUAAGCCUGCCAGAAGGGAUCCUUUUUGAGGGCUUUCUUGAAGGCAACAGAUCUCUUCCGGAAGGCUAAUCCCUAAUUUUGGGGCUGCGGCUGUAAACGCUCUGUGGGAAGUUAUCAUUAAUCUAGUGUUAUGGGGUUCUAAUAAAUACUUCCCUGAUGUUCUGAGAGUGUGGAGCGGAUUGUGUAGGGAGAGGCAUCCCGCAAGUAA
Molecule: messenger RNA, 2553 nt
Organism: Sceloporus undulatus (fence lizard)
Lineage: Eukaryota; Metazoa; Chordata; Lepidosauria; Squamata; Phrynosomatidae
Exons: 1
Coding region: 1-870 (289 amino acids)
Source: RefSeq, a predicted model, not a curated record